AUGCCAGAGGUAAUCUUUGAUAUCCAGGGCUUAGUGCAUCUAGAAUUUAUCCCUGAAGGAUGCUUUCUGAACAAAGAUCUCUACAUCAAAAUCCUGCGUCAUUUGCACGAGUCAAUCCGGAAGAAGAGACCAAAAAUGUGGGCUGAGCAGUCAUGGGUGCUGUUUCAUGACAAUGCUCCUGCUCACCAAUCCCUGCUCGAUAAUGACUUUCUUGCGAAAACAAAAACACCUGUUUUGCCUCAACCUCCUUACUCAGCUAAUCUUGCACCCUGCAAUUUCUUCCUAUUUCCUGAAUUGGUAAGAUGCUUGCAGGACCUUCAAUUUCAAUCUUCAAAUGAAGUUAAAUGUGCGUUGCACGCUGAAUUAGCGGACAUGGCCAAAAAUGAAUUCCAGACAUGGGAGGAAAAAGAGUUACGGGAGAAAGGUUAUGAUAAAACUCCUGAUAUAAAACUUGAUGUUCCAAUAGCUGUUGAAGGACAUGUUAUCAACUGGAUUGAGAGCAAGGCAUCAUUUGGUGAUGAAGAAAGGCAUAAGGAAUAUCUCAAAAACCAGUACUGCAGUUACUGUAAUAGGUUUGGGCCAGGGCUUGUUAUCUACUGGGCUGGCUAUGUUGACGAACUGAAUACAAAGGACCAAGGGAUAUUGCUGAGCGAUUCAUUUCCUAUGCAAAUCGAUUACAUGAAUCCAUCAAUUCUUACAAAAAGAAAUUAUGCCCUUUAAGUUUAUUCAUUAUUUUUUGUGUAAAAUAUAUUUAAAUUAAUAUAAUUUCAAUGAGAUGUUAAAGCAGGCUUGAUAAGUUUUUGAUGAUAGGCCUUUUAUAUGUAAUAUGAAAAUUGCUUUCUUUUCAGAUGAAACUGUAAUAUAGUUAUUAAGCGUGAAUAAGAAAUAAAAAUGUAAGAAAAUAUUUUAUGGAAAACAUAAUGUUGUUUUUUAUCGCUUUGGGAUCUUUCAUAUUAUAGAACAACAUAUGCCAAACAUUUUUCUAUAGAAGAUAUAUGCUAACUUGAUCUUACAGUAAAAAUCUGGAAAUUUUAUCAUCUUAUUCUGAUUGUAGGUAAAAUUUUUCCUAACUCUUAAGUUAAUAGUAUAAUUUCUAUUCAGUAAGCUUAGUAUAAUAAACAGUUAAUAGUUAUUUCAGUAAACAGAGAACAAAAUAGUAUGACACACUUUGAAAACUUCUUAUUGACAAUACUAAUUUUAAAAACGAAUACUAUUAGAAGAGAUAAUAAAAUAACGCAUUUAAUUUAAUGAUGGCUAAUAGGCAUCUUUGGCAUGUAUACCUUACUAUAACAAAUUGGGUAAUGAUGUAGUGUGCAAUCUACUGCUUUUAAGAAUAUGUGUAAUUUGAAGAGUUGCUUGUAAAAUGCUCCAAAAUGGUUUUAUAGGAAACUUGAACCAUUUUCCCUUAAAAUAAUGUAAGUUUUAAAUGAAUCUUUGAAUAAUGGUACUUAAUAAUAAAUAGAAUAGUUGAACAAUUUUCCAAGGUAGUCUUAUUACAAGUCUUUUAAUUCUAAAAAGUAUUUAUUUUUUUUUAACUAGCAAUUUAUAUUUUACAAAAUACUUAAAAAAAAAUGGAAGCAUUUACAAAUCUCAACUCAGUUUCAUCUGUAGUUAUAAAGCCAACUAACUAAAAAUAAUAGAUUGCAUACUACAUCGCAACCAAAAAUUGUUUAGCAUUUGCUUUUCUGUAAUGGACAAAGAUCAAACUUUUCCUGUAUUUAAUUAUCCAGUUUUUGUGUGUAACAAAUAUUGUUUUAUGUUAUUAAAUAAAAUUAGUGAAAGCAACUAGAACUUUACUGGAAGUAAAUAAUAUUCUUUUUCUUUGCAUAAAGUUGUUUUUAUUAAAACAUUAUUUUUGAAAAGAACUUGCAUGCAUGUAUUAUGCAUGAUUUCAAUUUGUCUUAAAAUUUAAAUACUGUUUCCCCUUCAUUUGGUUAACAAUUUUUUACUUAUUACAGAAAUUUUUGAGUGUUCUGAGAUUUCCUUUUGCCAUUGAAGAUGUUCAUUGAUUUUUUUGGAAAGUAAAAACGGUUCAGAAAUUUAAAAUUUCUUUGUUAAUGAAAAAUUUCAUUUGCUUUUUUGUUUCUAAGCCAUUUAGUAUAUCAUAACAUCCUGUGUAAAGAAUGUUGGUUUUAUUUCAAUUUGAUUAUUUUACGUUUAGAGUUGUGAUGGUUAUAUUUGAAUAAAGAGUUAAAAAUAAAAUGUAAACAAUGUGCAGUAGAACCCUUUUUAUCUAAAUUUACUGCGGCAGAACUAUUUUGAAUACACUUCACUUCACUGUUUGAAAGUCAGUAUCUGGUGUGGUUUCUACUGGGAGCUUUGACAUUAAAUCUCACUGAUCGAAGAAUUCUACAGAUAGUUUCUGGAUUGACCUUUUUUCCUUUUUCCUUUGAAGAUGUUCAUUGAUUUUUAAACGCUUACUUUUAGAUCUUUUUUACAUGAGUUCUUGAUUCUUGUUGACUAACUUUCUUUGGAUAACCACUUCAAGAUCUGUUGAGCAUGUUUCCCUUUACUUGUAAUUUUUAAUUAUAGUCUGUACAGUUGCAUCAUUUUUUCCAUUAAUUUUAGCUAUUUCACGAUAAAAAAAAUUUCUAGUCUUAAUUUUAUAAUAAGUAUAAUAAGAUUUGUCACAUCUAAAGAAAUUUCUUUUCGUGCUUUCAUUUCGCCUUUGGAAAACAGAAUCAAGAUUUUGAUUUUCACGUGUGAUUAAGGUGUCCUUAUAAAUCUAAAAGGGAAGUUAACAGUCACAUAUGCAAAUUUAUUGAAGAACUAAUAAACUGUAUGCUAAUUUUUAUGAUGUGCUGGUUUCAACAAAUCUGUAUAUAAUUUCUGUGUUUACCUUAUUUAAGCUGUUAUUUUGAGGGAAAUACUUUUAUGAGUGUUUUGACAAUUAAUAUAAUUCAACAGUUCAAAUUCAAAUAUUGUUUGAGAAAUCUUUGUUUUAAUGGGUGUAUGUAGACUUGUGUGACUGUAUAUAUAUAUAUAUAUAUAUAUAUAUAUAUAUAUUUUAUUUUUUGUGCAAAUAGAGAAAAUUAGAAAAAAUUUGAAUAUUCUUAUGUAUCAAAUAAAUUAUUUUUGGAAGAAAAAUUUUUGUUGCUGAAUUCAGAGGUUUCUUUCAUCAACUAAAUAUUUAUUUCUGAAUGCAGGAUACUUACAUCCAUGUAAUGUUGGGGAAUUUAAAAGUAAUAAAAUAAAAUAUAAGGGUUGUUUUAAAAAUA
This is a messenger RNA of Stegodyphus dumicola, 3218 nucleotides long. Its product is annotated as CDAN1-interacting nuclease 1. Lineage: Eukaryota; Metazoa; Arthropoda; Arachnida; Araneae; Eresidae. The record is from RefSeq and is a predicted model, not a curated record.